Pyrus x bretschneideri (Chinese white pear) is the source of this 768-nucleotide messenger RNA. RefSeq lists its product as uncharacterized. Gene Ontology annotation, biological process: intracellular manganese ion homeostasis. Lineage: Eukaryota; Viridiplantae; Streptophyta; Magnoliopsida; Rosales; Rosaceae. Gene Ontology annotation, cellular component: membrane. Bases 1 to 768 code for a protein of 255 amino acids. The record is from RefSeq and is a predicted model, not a curated record. Gene Ontology annotation, molecular function: iron ion transmembrane transporter activity; manganese ion transmembrane transporter activity. The transcript has 4 exons.
AUGCAUGAAACUGUGGAAAAAGCUUGGAUUGUAGACAGUAAAACGGUAACAAUAGCAGAUACAGAUUAUAGCAGGCUAAUCGAAUCAGACGACGAUGUUAUGAAUGGAAGUCUUGAUGCCAUCAUCACCUCCUCCUCUCUCAUUUCUUCCAUCUCUGCUAGUCGUAUCUCCACCGUGGAUGUGUUGGUGCUUGGAUUUGCAAACCUUGUGGCAGAUGGAAUAUCGAUGGGGUUUGGAGAUUUUACAUCUAGCAACAGUGAAAAGGAAGUGGCCUCUAAACAAAGAGCGGUAACUGAAUGGGAUGUCGGUAAUCGGAAUGGCCCCGAGCUAAUGGAGUUGCUCCAAAAGUAUCAAGAACUCGGGAUGGACGUUGAUGAUGCCGCCACGGUUGUGAGCAUUUUUGCAAAAUACAAUAACAUCUUGGUGCGGGAGAAGAUGGUGGCUCAAGGAAUGCUGCCGCCCGAUAAAGCAGAAAAGUCGUGGAAGAAUGGCCUUGCCACAUUUCCAGCCUUCCUUGUGUUUGGCAGUGCUCCUCUCCUAUCAUUCAUCGUCCUCAUUCCGUUUACAAACAACGAUUCAGUUAAGUUUGUUGGUGCUUGUGUCCUGUCUGCAAUUGCCCUCGCGCUUCUGGGGAUUACCAAGGCCAAGAUUGCAGGCCAGAACUAUGCAUUCUCUGUGGCGAUUACUCUCUUCAAUGGCGCCAUUGCUGCAGCCGCUCCGUAUGCAGUAGGGUGGACACUUAAGAAUGUAGCUGGCCUAGAGGCCUGA